AUGACUGGAUAUACGAUGUUGCGGAAUGGGGGAGUGGGGAACGGAGGCCAGCCGUGGGUGUUGAGAUGGUCCAGUCGGAUACGGCUCACCUGGCUUAGUUUCACCCUCUUCGUUAUCCUCGUCUUCUUUCCCCUCAUUGCCCACUACUACUUAACCACCAUCGAUGACGCCGACGAUGCCGGCAAGCGCAUCUUUGGCCCUCGGACCGGCAACGAGCUGUGCGAGGUGAAGCAUGUGCAAGACCUGUGCCGUAUCCGCGAGUCGGUCAGCGAGGAGCUGCUCCAGCUGGAGGCCAAGCGGCAGGAGCUCAACAGCGAGAUCGCCAAGCUCAACUUGAAGAUCGAGGCCUGCAAAAAGAGCAUUGAAAAUGCCAAGCAGGACCUGCUGCAGCUGAAAAACGUCAUCAGCCAGACCGAGCAUUCCUACAAAGAGCUGAUGGCUCAGAACCAGCCCAAGCUCUCCCUGCCCAUCCGGCUGCUGCCAGACAAAGACGAUGUGACCUUCCCCCUGCCAAAAUCCAACCGGAACUGCAGGCUACACAACUGCUUUGACUACUCGCGCUGCCCGUUGACGUCUGGCUUUCCAGUCUAUGUCUACAACAGUGACGAUUACCCUUUUGGUAGCUCCUUGGACCCUUUAAUUAAACAAGCCUUUGAGGCGACUGUCAGAACUAACGUUUAUGUUACUGAAAAUGCAAAUAUUGCUUGUGUGUAUAUAAUUUUAGUGGGAGAAAUGCAAGAGCCCGUAAUGCCAAAACCUACUGAACUAGAGCAACAGUUGCACUCUUUGCCAUAUUGGAGGACUGAUGGACAUAACCAUCUCAUCAUCAAUUUGUCGAGGAAAUCGGAAACCCAGAACUUCAUUUACAACAUCAGCACGGGGCGCGCCAUGAUUGCCCAGUCCACCUUUUACGAUGUGCAGUAUCGACCGGGGUUUGAUAUUGUGGUAUCGCCUCUGGUCCAUGCUAUGUCUGAACCCAACUUCCUAGAAAUCCCGCCCCAGGUGCCAGUCAAGCGUAAAUACCUGUUUAGUUUCCAGGGGGAGAAGAUCGAGUCUCUCCGAUCUAGCUUGCAGGAGGUUCGCUCUUUCGAAGAGGAAAUAGAAGGCAAUGCCCCAGCUGACUACGACGAUCGGAUCAUCACCACCUUGAAGGCUGUUCAGGACAGCAAGUUGGACUUUGUUUUGGUGGAGUUCACGUGUAAGAACCAGCCUAAGGUGAGUCUGCCCACUGAGUGGGCUCUGUGUGGAGAAAGGGAUGACAGGCUAGAGCUACUGAAGCUAUCUACUUUUGCACUGAUAAUCACCCCGGGGGACACCCGUUUAGUGAUCUCCGCCGGGUGUGCCAUGAGACUGUUUGAGGCUCUGGAAGUUGGAGCCAUCCCGGUGGUUCUCGGAGAGCAAGUUCAGCUACCCUAUAACGAUGUGAUCCAGUGGAACGAGGCAGCGUUAAUCAUACCAAAGCCACGUAUCACAGAAGUGCACUUUCUUCUGAGAAGCAUUUCUGACAACGAUCUCCUUGCCAUGAGGAGGCAGGGCCGCUUCUUGUGGGAGACCUACUUCUCCACCUCUGACAACGUGUUCAGCACAGUCUUAGCCAUCAUAAGGACUCGAAUCCAAAUCCCAGCUGCUCCUAUCCGAGAAGAAACUGCCGUGGAGAUUCCCCAUCGGUCUGGCAAAGCUGCUGGUACAGACCCCAAUAUGGCAGACAACGGUGACCUGGACUUGGGGCCUGUGGAAACUGAACCACCCUAUGCAUCUCCCAAAUAUCUCCGCAAUUUCACCCUCACUGCAAUGGACAUCUACAGGAAUUGGAAUUCUGCUCCGGGGCCUUUCCACCUCUUCCCCUACACUCCCUUUGACCCUGUUUUACCAUCAGAAGCAAAAUUUUUGGGGUCUGGGACUGGAUUUCGACCGAUUGGUGGAGGAGCAGGUGGCUCCGGCAAGGAGUUCCAGGCUGCCUUGGGUGGCAACAUCCCCCGGGAGCAGUUCACAGUAGUGAUGUUGACUUAUGAGCGGGAGGAAGUGUUGAUGAACUCCCUAGAAAGGCUCAAUGGUCUCCCGUACUUAAAUAAAGUUGUGGUAGUGUGGAACUCUCCCAAGCUUCCCUCCGAGGAUCUCUUGUGGCCAGACAUUGGCGUCCCAAUCAUG
Messenger RNA from Eurypyga helias (sunbittern), 2148 nucleotides. It is a transcript of the gene EXTL3, whose product is annotated as exostosin-like glycosyltransferase 3. The record is from RefSeq and is a predicted model, not a curated record. NCBI's taxonomy places the organism in Eukaryota, Metazoa, Chordata, Aves, Eurypygiformes, Eurypygidae. Gene Ontology annotation, cellular component: membrane. The annotation marks the transcript as partial. Gene Ontology annotation, molecular function: glycosyltransferase activity. The transcript has a single exon.